ACCAUUUUAUCUGAUAACAUCAGUGACCUCAUGGAGCCUUGAUUAUGUAUCUUUAAAGAUGCUGAACGUAUAACAACAUAUGAAACGACAUAUGAAAAAUCACUUUUUUUCUUAAAAAAAGGAGAACAAAAAACAAGCUAUUAUUUGUUUUCCGAAAGCAUGUUAAGAUGAAAACUUAAAAUCGGAAACAGACGGGAACGUUUUGAUUUGCAAUAUUUAUUUAUGGUCUGUGACUUUUUGGUCGUGACCCAGAAGUUGUCUGUAAAACCCAAGUGGGGAAGAAAUUUUGACCUGCUUAUUGCGUGAUUUUGAAUGAAACAUUAAUGCAAAAACAAUGUGUUUGCACGAGUUUGCUUAUUUUAUGAAGGAAAAACCGACCAAUGGAAUGACGUGUGGUGAUAUUUCCGCCGUUUUACAUAGUCAGUUUUGAGCGCCACCGCAGGGGUUUUCAGAGAGAAGUAUAAGGAGGUGGUGUGCUGAGCAGGGACAGACAGACUUGGUCCGGUAAAGUUGGACAGAUAUUUGCAGAUUCCCACCUCUGCGGUCAAUAACUCCUACAUAAAGAAACAUAAAAACAUGAAUGUUACCUCUGUCCAACCACUGAGAUGCAGACAACAAGCUGCAAAUCAAUUGUUAUCAAAACAAGACCUAAACUGCACAAAAUACCUUGAUGUCAAUAUCAGAAAAAUGAAAAAUUAGUCAUUUCCCGUUUCUGCGUGAUUUUGUUUUUUCAAUAUUAAAAGGAAAAUCGGUUGGCCGUUAUAUACACGGAGUGUCAGAUAACUCAGAUAAUGAAGGAGUUUGCUUUCAGAAGACUUAAAAGAAAUCUCUUUGUGUCAAAACCUGAUGACUGCAAAAGUAAAUGUCUGAUUGUUCUUGUUUUCAGCAGGAGCAAAUCAAAGUUCUAGGCAAAUUAAAAGUUAGACAAAGGUGAGGAGCCAUAGAGCUUUAAUAGUAAAACCAUAAGGUACUUCUAAAACAAACUAGACGGUCACUAUCAUAACAUUGGUCAGACUUAGCAAUGAUCAGUUAAUCAACGGCCCCUGGGUGCUUUUUUUUACCCCCCUCACAAACUCACUGAGAUAAACAGAGGUCUAAAGAUAACAGUCAACCUUGUACAUAGUCAGUCUGUGAUUAUGAUCGACGAUAAAAACAAGUCAAGGAACCAGGAGGACCAAGUAUCUUUUAAGUUUGUCCUUGUGUGAUAUUUAUUUAACAGUGAAUAUUAGCAGACAUUACUGCCACACAGAGAAGCAACUCUGGAACCACUCAUAAUAUUUGUUUCCAUUAGUUUUACAGACAAAUUCAGAACAAAUGAAGUGCUAAAUAGUUCAUUUACUAUACCCAGAACACUACUACAUUUUAUUUGUUAGGCGCCUUUCACGGCACUCAAGGUCGCUGCACAACAAUCAAAAUAUAAAAACACAAUUUAAACAGAACAGCAGAGUUUGCAGCAGAACAUAAAAGACAGUUAUUGUAGGUCAAAUGUCCGUCCAAAUAAGUAGGUUUUGAGAUUUUUAAAAACUGCAACGGAGUCAAUACUCCUGGUGUCAGGAGGGGACGAGGGGCAGAGCGGUGAAGGCUAUAGACGCCAUGGUUGUUAAGCUCGCGGGAAGGAGGGCGGACCCAAAUGCAGGACAACACAAGCAAGGUUCGGAUAUGACAAAGUUUAACAAAAAGCGCUCCACAGGAGGGAAGGAUGACCAACACAAAAUCACAGACCGUAAAAACGCGGCUGGAGAAAACUACGGAAAGUCCAACAAAAGGUGCAGACCGGAGGGAAACUCACGGCUGGAAAAAGUAAUCCAAAGAGCGGGGUAAAAUCCAAACGGACCCAGGAAGGGAAGGUCCACGAAACAGUAAACUGGGUAAGUCCAGGAAACGGGAGGACGGGGCUCUGAGCUGGAGAAUCAUUUGACCCCGCAGCUUGUGGGAGGCAGGCUUAAGAGCAGGCUGGGUGAUGAGGCUGACGGUUGUCACGUGUGGAGAAGGUGAUGAGGAUCAGCUGCGGGUGCUCUGGCCAAGCCUGACCAGGCUUUGGCGACCUCUGGCGGAGGAAGGGUGUGCCAAACCCUAACAAUGGUUGAUGAUAUAUGAGGGAAGCUGGAGAAAAAAAAACAGGCCUAUGAGAAGCUGAUCUUUCACAUGGUGCAGAGAGAAAUUAGUGGAAGUCCCUGUCAAUGAGCCAACAGCUAGUGUGUGUAUGAGUGUAAGUCCAAAGUCCUUUUGUUCAGCAAGUAAUUACCUGUCAGCUCUGUGCUGUGUCCAGUUUGAAUACUUCUGAGGAAGCAGCAGGAUCUCCAGUCCUCCAACGAUGGAAGUGAAACUCAGCCUGAAGAGGGAAGUGGGGAUAAUGGGAGCCGUGUCGUUCAUUGCUGGGACCAUGAUGGGAUCUGGGAUUUUCAUUUCUCCCCAGUAUGUCUUACUAGCUAUGGGCAGCCCUGGGGCCAGCCUUAUUAUAUGGGCCUGCUGUGGGCUGAUAUCCCUGCUGGGGGGGCUCUGCUAUGCCGAACUAGGCACAGUCGUACCAGAGUCUGGAGGGGAAUACAUCUACAUCCUGCGGACUGUGGGGAAAGUCGUAGCCUUUAUGUUGGUCUUCAGCUUCGUCAUCGUCAUGAGGCCUGCCAGUGCUACAGGAAUUGCUCUGAGCUUUGCGGAAUACGUUGCAGCUCCUUUCUAUAGCGGAUGCCCCCCGCCUGAACUGGUUUUAAAAUGUGUGGCUGCAGGAGGAAUCUUGCUGCUGGCCAUCAUCAACUGUCUGAGCGUCCGUUUGGCCAUCUCCAUCCAGGUGGCCUCCAUGGUGGUCCAAUUACUGUCACUGGCCGUGAUCGUACUGGGAGGAAUCGUCAUGUUAUUCCAAGGCGACAAUCAGAACUUUCAUGACUCAUUUGAGGGAACAAAUGUCGGUGUUAGCUCUAUCGGUAUUGCUUUCUAUCAGGGUUUGUGGUCCUUUGACGGCUGGAAAACUUUGAAUUAUUUAACCGAGGAGCUGAAACAUCCAGAAGUAAGACUAUAUACAAUCUAUCAUAAUAUCUUAUAAAACAACAUGAAAGAAUAUUAAAUAGUUAAUAUAAAAAAAAUCUCUUUGUGUCGUGACCUUAUAAGUUCAAAAGUAAAUGUCUGAUUGUUCUUGUUUUCAGCAGGAGCAAAUCAAAGUUGUCCGCAAAUUAAAAGUUCUAAAACAAAGUAGGAAUCAUGACAUUAGGACAAAAAACCGUAUCAUCCUUUUAUUUUGCUUGUUUUUUUUUUUUGUCGUUUUUCUUGUCGAAGGUCAAGCAGCUUUCAAUUUCAGAUAAAUGGGUUGUUUUUAGGUUGUUGAUUUUUACCAGUGGCCCUGCAAUGUACUGGCGUUGCCUCUAAUGAGCUGGGAAACUCCGCAGACCCCGUGAUCCUGCACAGGAUUAAGCGUAUAGAACAUGGAUGGAUUGCUGGAUGGACUUCUUAGCAAAUUUCUGCAGAUUAUGAUCACUAAUAUUAAUCUUAAACAGGCUGAUUAAUAAAAAUGUAUCCCAAUUUGGUCAGAAUGUUUCAAUUUUAGCCAUUUUUUCAUAUUUUCUUAUUUAUUUGUUUAAUUAAACAGACAAGGCGAGCAUGUCAGGCCAACACUUUUGACCCUUUUUAGAAAAGAAAAUGUUGGUGGAAAGAAGAAAAAAAUACAGUUUGUGCAGUUUACAGCUAACUGAUCUGAAUGCAUGGCGUUUCUGUUUCA
Cololabis saira (Pacific saury) is the source of this 3709-nucleotide messenger RNA. Its product is annotated as b(0,+)-type amino acid transporter 1-like. The transcript has a single exon. Gene Ontology annotation, biological process: amino acid transmembrane transport. The record is from RefSeq and is a predicted model, not a curated record. Lineage: Eukaryota; Metazoa; Chordata; Actinopteri; Beloniformes; Belonidae. Gene Ontology annotation, molecular function: L-amino acid transmembrane transporter activity. Gene Ontology annotation, cellular component: membrane. Bases 2315 to 3040 code for a protein of 241 amino acids.